Messenger RNA from Exophiala oligosperma, 1657 nucleotides. RefSeq lists its product as uncharacterized. The record is from RefSeq and is a predicted model, not a curated record. Bases 94 to 1215 code for a protein of 373 amino acids. NCBI's taxonomy places the organism in Eukaryota, Fungi, Ascomycota, Eurotiomycetes, Chaetothyriales, Herpotrichiellaceae. The transcript is spliced from 2 exons.
CUUUGACGUCCACCGAAGCACUACCACAUACAUAUUUGACACUCUGAGACCUUUUCUCCUUCUUGUAUCCUGUCUUCAGUACCAUCAGUCCUCAUGUUGGUCACUCCCAAUCUCUGUAACAACAUGGCUUCACAGCAGCAGCAGCCUCAACAUGCUUUUGCUGCUGCUCAUGUCGCCGAAAAGGUGAUGCGGAGAGUGGAAAUUGCAAAGGUUGCUCGAAAUUUGCAAGAUUGUCUGGCCUUUGCAAGCUUCAAAGCCCAGAAUGGCUGGCAGGAUCGAACUCUCUCUACCAUCGAGCCCGAAGUCACCGAGAAGCUGAAGAGGAAGAGGCCGUUUCUCGACGAUGACUUGCCCUCUGAUGGAUCCUCCCCCUCGGACGACGACUUUGUUCCCAUGUCCUCUAUCGCCAACAAUCGCUUCUCGAGACCUUCCAAUGGUGUCUUCAAGGUCCCGCAACCUCCCUUUGGAGCAAGAAAGAGAGUGAGGUCGUCGUCGACCACCGGUCUCGAUCGACAAUCGAGCAGCAUGAGCUGGAAGCAAGACCCACGCAUGGCACAGUCUUCACCUGUCCUGGGACGGACUCAGUCUUUCCAGGAUCAGACAAUGUUCCAAAGCGACCCUACCCUGCCACGUACAUCUCACGACGACUCUCCUAUGUUUGAUGUUCAUUCUGACGACGAUGAUCAUGAUCUAAGCAUGCCCUCCUUUGCAAACGAACCUUCGAGCAGCAUUCUCUCUUCGUCCCCUCCCCGAACCCCUCCACCUGCCAAACGUCUACUCAAUGUCAACGCAAAGCAAGCCGGAGCUGACUUGCUGUUGUACUUGGCCAAUUCCCCUUCUCGUUCCCCUGCGAUCAAUAUCCAUCGCGGUUCUACCGCUGGGGAGCCACCUUCCACUCCACCUUCGCAACACUCUCACCUCCCUUCUUCAGUCAUGACGACUCCAGGGAAUCAUUUGGGGCUGUUUAAUGGUGCACUCCAAACUCCCGGUCAAGGCUUCAACCUCGCCGACUUCUGCAAUGUCACUCCUUCACCUGCGCAGGCUCAAUGGGGUGGCCGAACACCAGGCAUAGCAAAGACCCCUAGCCGAUUUGCCCGCAGAGGACUAAACUUUGACGCCCUGGCUGCUUCAGAAAGUCCAUCAAUACAACGCAAGACCCCGACUAGCCAAGGUCUCGCACUCCAGCUCGGCGACGAACUCAUCCCUCGCUCCUGAUAUAUCAUACCAUUACGACAUUGAAAAAAAAGAAACAAGAAACGACACCUGAUAGUGGUGUCAUGAAACAAUCAAACUGUCACGAAUAGCAUACAAAUCUUUUGUCUUUUGCUAACGACACAUACGACGAUUCGGAUUAUGGAGUUCCUUGCUUUUGGGAACUAUGCAAAAGAUUGCCCGAGGAUCAUGCAAAUGGAGGCAGAGUUGGAUUGAAAUUGUCUUUUGCACCCACGCCACGAGGAGGAACAUCAUGGGACAGGAGUCUCAACAGCUGGCCGUCUGCUUUUACGUGUGUCUGGGCUCACCAUGCAUCGCAUCACCGUUAUUAUGUUUGACAUGGCCAAGAGGCCAUGCUAUCCCUCUGCUGCUAAUCACCAUUGCACUGUCAUGUAGGUAGUUGAUGUAGAUAGUCUACAUGCAAUAAGAAUAGGUUGUACAGUAA